This is a messenger RNA of Leishmania braziliensis MHOM/BR/75/M2904, 2226 nucleotides long. RefSeq names its product tubulin-tyrsoine ligase-like protein. The transcript has a single exon. Gene Ontology annotation, cellular component: cilium. Gene Ontology annotation, molecular function: tubulin binding; tubulin-glutamic acid ligase activity. Gene Ontology annotation, biological process: protein polyglutamylation; microtubule cytoskeleton organization. The record is from RefSeq and is a predicted model, not a curated record. The annotation marks the transcript as partial. NCBI's taxonomy places the organism in Eukaryota, Euglenozoa, Kinetoplastea, Trypanosomatida, Trypanosomatidae.
AUGGCAUCUGUCGCAGAGCCCGUGGCUCCAGCGAGUACACCUGCGGCAUUGGACCCCCAACUCGUGUCCGCAACAGUGACGGCGACGCAAGACGCGGCUGCUACGGCAUCGGCUCCAACAACCCCACCCACAGCAGCUGCGAUUCAGAUUCACACCCCGUGUCAAGUCGAGCUUGGCACCUCUCGCCCAUUCGACCCCAACACACCCGAAGUCGCAGCCGCAACGACAAACGGCUGCACCAACGGGACGUUGUCUACAGACGCAGCCUCGGCAUCGAUAAGCGGAAAGAAAGUCGGCAACGGCUCCGCUGCUACAUCGAAAGCCGCUGCGCCGUCGAAACUGCAGGGACGGCCGUCCCAGGCCCCACAACGCAUGACUGCCGAGCUGCACGCCGCUAAUAAGGACUUCUCUGCACCCCCUCCCGCUGACCGAGUUGUGUCGGCGGAGAGAACAGUCUUAUCACGCCGAGUGCUCGUGGGGGCCCCAGGCAGUCUAACGGGCAGGAGAAGAGCAGUGAAGAACGGCCACUCUUCGGGCCAUCGCCACACCCGCUUUGUGGACCCCUCGACGUCUGCGAAUGGUACUGCAGAAGCGACCACGAACGCGACUCAGCGGUCGGGUGGGCGACGGACGUCGCCACCUCCGCAGCAGCAGCAGCGAAAGGUGGUGUCACCAACCAUCCCGUCUGUGGUCAAGGCUGCCGUCACCGUGGCCGGACACCCGACGUGGUAUACUCUCUCGAUCCCACAGCACUUCGACUCCCACCACACCCCUCAGCGACCCUCGACUGCAGUGGAAGGCGCCUCCAAACAACCUCAUCAAGCCCACUACGUGGUUGGUACUGAGGCGCUAUCCGCGGCGACCGAGAGCCUCGCACUGGAGUCAGCACCUCUCUCCGCACCCGGGCCCGCGACGCUCGUGAACCACGAGCAAUUAGCAUCCUCCUUCCCUCAUUCACCCACCACCGGGGGCAGCCCACAGUCGCAAAACCCUGACGCCGCCUCCACCGCGCAGUCCAAGGUGGUAGUCGGUGGAGACGAAGGUGUUUUACUCCAAGAGGUGGAAGCUGCCUCCCCUACGGUGUCGGACCCGGCUUUGGAAACGGCAGCAACAACACCAGCGGCGGCAACAACACCAGCGGCGGUAACAACACCAGCGGCGGCAACAACACCAACGGCAGCAACAACACCAACGGCAGCAACAACGCCAAUGGCGGCAACAACACCAGCGGCGGCAACAACACCAGCGGCGGCAACAACACCAGCGGCGGCAACAACACCAACGGCAGCAACAACACCAACGGCAGCAACAACGCCAAUGGCGGCAACAACACCAGCGGCGGCAACAACACCAGCGGCGGUAACAACACCAGCGGCGGCAACAACACCAACGGCAGCAACAACACCAACGGCAGCAACAACGCCAAUGGCGGCAACAACACCAGCGGCGGCAACAACACCAGCGGCGGCAACAACACCAACGGCAGCAACAACACCAACGGCAGCAACAACGCCAAUGGCGGCAACAACACCAGCGGCGGCAACAACACCAACGGCGGCAACAACACCAACGGCAGCAACAACACCAACGGCAGCAACAACGCCAAUGGCGGCAACAACACCAGCGGCGGCAACAACACCAACGUCGGCAAAUGCAAAGUCGCCAGUCACCUCUGCUGGGCAGCACAAGGGAGUGAUCAUGACUGCCGAGAUGCAACGCGAUAGCAAGCGCAUCGUCAUCUCUCGCCCCUCUACCAACCUGCGCAUAGUCCACAUGACCGACCUAGCGCGCCCGUCGAUUGCAUACAAGCUGACUCCUCACUUGACACGCCAGUCCACCGCACUCAUCCGCCGCAUCCGCCACCCGCGCAAAUCUCUGAACGUUUUCCUCACCAAGUACCCUCUCAUUCGCAAGAUUGCUGAGGAGAUGGGCUUCGAGAUGGAGACAACGGAGGAAGAGCUAAACGAGUACAAAUUCAACCUCUGUUGGAGCGAUACGGUGCUGUCCCUCAUGCGGCUCGUGCGCCUGAGAAACUGGCAGCGCACGAACCACUUUCCGUCGAUGCAUCUGCUUUGCCGUAAGGGGCACCUGGGGACGACACUGGGGAAGCUGCGCCGCAAGCUGCCCUCGCACUUCGCCUACUACCCACGCACGUGGUCAAUGCGAAGCGAGCGGAUGCAGUUCACGCGGUACAUGAUGGCCGUUCGUCAGCGUCGAAUCAGCGUC